GGCUAUUAAACCCGUAUCACAUAAAAAAAUUAUUAAAAAAAGAACGAAAAAAUUCGUAAGAUUUGAAAGUGAAGAUUUUGGAAAAUUACGUUCUUCUUGGAGAAGACCAAGAGGUAUUGAUAAUCGUGUUAGACGUAGAUUCAGAGGAUAAAGAAGUAUGGUGAAAAUUGGUUUUGGUUCUGACAAAGCAACAAAGCAUUUACUUCCCAAUGGAUUCAAAAAAUUCUUAGUUACUAACUUAUAAGACCUCGAAGUUCUUUUAAUGAACAAUAGAUAAUAUUGUGGAGAAGUUGCACACAAUGUUUCAGCUAGAGUUAAAGCAUAAAUCGUUAAAAGAGCUGCUGAACUUGGAGUUAGAAUAACUAAUGGAAAUGCUAAGGUUAGAACUGAAGAGAAAAAAUGAUGAUAAUUUAUAUAAAAAUAAAUAAAUAUAAAUAAAUAAAGAUCGGGAAAUAUUUUUUUAAAUAAAAGCUUUUGUAUUUCUUUUUUUUUUUAGUAAAUAAUUUUAUUUAAAUAUAAUAAUUUUUUUUUUAAUUCUUAAACA
Molecule: messenger RNA, 544 nt
Organism: Ichthyophthirius multifiliis
Lineage: Eukaryota; Ciliophora; Oligohymenophorea; Hymenostomatida
Product: ribosomal protein, putative
Exons: 1
Biological process (GO): translation
Cellular component (GO): cytosolic large ribosomal subunit; ribosome
Molecular function (GO): structural constituent of ribosome
Source: RefSeq, a predicted model, not a curated record